Micropterus dolomieu (smallmouth bass) is the source of this 2240-nucleotide messenger RNA. RefSeq names its product protein S100-P-like. Gene Ontology annotation, biological process: endothelial cell migration. Gene Ontology annotation, molecular function: calcium ion binding; transition metal ion binding. Lineage: Eukaryota; Metazoa; Chordata; Actinopteri; Centrarchiformes; Centrarchidae. The record is from RefSeq and is a predicted model, not a curated record. The transcript is spliced from 2 exons. Gene Ontology annotation, cellular component: extracellular exosome; cytoplasm. Bases 1699 to 2136 code for a protein of 145 amino acids.
GUGUUACGUGGGGUCGCUGCACUAUAGGUCAAUGACAGGAAGUGGAAACAGCAUUUGUGACGGUAGUAGCUCCUCUCUAAUCUUCUUGUGUACAUUUUUGACACAGAAAGCUGAUUUAGAGCGUCUGAAAUGUUAGAUACUGAGUAGUGGAGAAGCAUUUUGCUGAGAAAUAUUUUACUGUCAUUCAUCUCUCUUAACAUAUGUGCUCUGCAUUUCAGGUUAUCUGUUCAUUUUCUAAAAUUUCCUUUUACCAUGUUGGUAAAAUGCUAAUUCUGAUCAACUAUGACCAAAUCUGGGAGAUAAAAACAGAAAGGAGGUCAAAUUGAGCUAACAUCAAAUUAGUUAAAAACUUGUUUUGUCUUGCCUACAGUUCCAGUAUCACAGGCGUUAUUUUUAGCAGCAGCAUUUACACGGCCCACAGCUGCUUCAGAAUUUUUAGAAAUAUCAUGCAGUCGCAAUUGCACAACUCUGGGGAGGCCUUUAGUUCGACAUGACAGUGAAGACACGUCGUGGGAAACGAUCUAGAAUCUUUCGCGACACCAGAGCGCCGAGGAAGUCAGCAAGAGAAGGGUAGAUUUAACAAGCUAAACUUAAGUUGGAUUGAAAAAUCCUGGAGGAAACUGGAUAGCACUGUGAUCUUUGUGACACAGAUGAUUUUGGUGUCACAUUACCUGUGGUUAUGAGAAAGUCAUGAUGUUAAGUAAGUAUGAACACAUACCAGCCUACUGUGUGCCUGGAAGUUUCUUGACUCAGUGAGUCAGCCAGUUUCAGGCUGCUAAAGAGGGUGAGAGGCUACAGAAAGACACUCCUUCACUCAUGGGAACAGAACAUCUUACAGUAUACUACCCCUUACCUGCCCACCAGAUGUAUAACCAUACUCGUGCGACCUGCAAAAGGUGUUAACCACCACACAACUUGACUACUACUCUCACACUUUCUUUAUCUUGCAAAAAUUCACCCCUGUUAACCGCGUCCGUGUGAAACAUUAACACUGUGCAUUGCUUUUGCUAUAAUGCACAUAAUUUGGAUCUUUGCUCAAACCAGUGAUGGUACAGCAUGUUAAGUGAGACGCUACAUUUCUUAUAUCAUUUAACCACGUUUGGAACACGUGGGGUAACAGUGCUAUAGUUCCUGUAACAUUUCAUUCAGUCCACCUCCUUGAAUGCGUCCUGCAUGCUAGAGCUGCGAUAUGUGGAGUAUUUCAUAAUGGUUCUUCCUUAUUGUGCUUCACUUAAUCUAAUGGACCCAGAGCAGCUCUGCAACUUUGUUGAGUUGUUGGUUGUACAACCUGAGAAAUGCCUUUUAUACAGUACAUCUUACAUUUACUGACACAGCAGUGUUUCCAGGAAACCAGAACACGGUACAUAUGUCCACCCUUACACAACACCACUGACAAACACACCCUGCAGCAGAGGCAGUGAAACUGGAUUUAAACAGGUUUCAGUAUCAUCUGGGGAUGAUGCCCUAAGGGACCUCAAGCACAGCCUUUAUUUGUUCAGAAAGGUCGGUAUGAUUUACUUCAUCUCAAAUUAAACGCAUCACUGUUUCUAUUGCUUUUGUGGUUCAGUUAAUAAAAACACCACCCCUUAAAUCAAUAAGUAAAUGAUUAAUGUCCUGGGCGUUGUAGGACUGAGGUUGUAUUGACAGUUGGAACCGCCACCAAGAUCAAACACUUUAGCUGGUUCAACCUGUUCUUUUAUGCAUGUGUAUUAUCACCGGUCCCAACCCCAUUUUUCUGAAGGUAUAAAAAGACUUGCCUCCCUCAUCUUCCACUUCCAACACAUCUACUGCUCUGUCGACCUGUGUUGGUCUUCUAUUUUCUUUUUUACCGUCUUAACCACCUCUCAAGAAGCCACCAUGACCCAGAUAGAGACAGCCAUGGCCAUCCUGAUGAGGACCUUUGAUACAUAUGCUGCCAGUGAGGGCAGUAAGGACACCCUAAGCAAAGCCGAGGUCAAGAUUUUGCUGGAGAAGGAGCUGCCCGCGCUGCUCAAGGCAGCAAAGAACCAAGAAGAGGUUAACAAGCUGCUGAAGAGUCUGGAUUUUAACGGAGACUCUGAGGUCGACUUCAGCGAAUUUGUGGUGCUGGUCGCUGCUCUCACCUGCGCCUGCCACGACCGCUGUCCCAAGAAGUGAGCAGAGCGACUGCACUGUGGGCUGGGGCCGAAUAUGGCCAACGACAACAUAUAAUCCCUGUUUGUUUUCUGUAAUGUCUGAAUAAAAUGAUUUGUUUACCGGUC